AUACACUAGAGGUUGUGAAGACGCUGAUCUAAAGAGCAGGGAAGGAUGGGGACUAAUAUAGUUGAAAUGCAAUCUCUUCUUGCCAAGAAGGAUGCAAGGAUUAGGGAGCUGGAGGUUGAGAAUAUGUCUCUCAGAUCUCAGCUUGACAAAUACCAGUCAAUCUUCAGCAUACAGGACGCUACUGCUCAGGCCUCUACCCCUGUAAAGAAGAACAGGAAGACUGCUCGAGGUUUAGGUAUCUCAGCUGAACCACAAUCCCUCAAAACUAUUCAGGACCUGACUAAUAAAACCUUCCCGGAGUAUAAAAAGUCCAAGGCCUCCCAGGAUCUUAUCCGAGGAGCAAUUAUGGACAAUGACUUCAUGAAGAACCUAGAGACCUCGCAAAUCAAGGAGAUUGUUGACGUGAUGUACCCGAUGGAGUACGCCAAGGGUUCCCUGAUCAUCAAGGAAGGAGAUAUCGGUAGUAUCGUCUACGUGAUGGAGGAGGGUAAGGUUGAGGUGUCGAGGGAGGAGAAGUUCCUGUCCGUAAUGUCGGCUGGGAAACUAUUUGGAGAACUUGCAAUCCUUUACAACUGCCAGAGGACUGCCACUAUUAAAGCUGCUACCGACUGUAAACUAUGGGCAAUAGAACGUCAAUGUUUCCAAACUAUCAUGAUGAGAACAGCUAUGGUCAAGCAGACGGAGUACACCGCCUUCCUCAAAUCCGUCCCAACCUUCGUCAACCUGCCGGAGGAGACCUUGAUCAAAAUCGCGGACGUGAUGGAGGAGACGACGUACAAGGAGGGGGAGUACAUCAUCAGGCAGGGAGCCAUGGGAGAUACAUUCUUCAUCAUCAGCAAGGGCAGGGUAAAAGUGACGAAGAAGGAGGGAGGAUCCGAGGAUGAGAAAUUUAUUAGAAAUCUUCAUAAAGGAGAUUUCUUCGGAGAAAAGGCGUUGAGCGGAGAGGAGGUUAGAACUGCGAAUAUUGUUGCAGAUGAUGCCGCAGGGGUAGAAUGCCUGGUUAUAGAUAGGGAGUCCUUUGCUCAUCUGAUCUCCAACCUGGAGGAGAUAAAGAAGAAGUAUGUCGACCUCUCCAUUAGGAAAAACAUAAUUCAAGAGGAAUUUAAGAAUUUGAAACUAUCAGAUCUCAGAAUAGUCGCUACUCUGGGGGUAGGGGGAUUUGGCAGGGUUGAGUUGGUGAUGGUUGCUGGAGAUGAGAAGAAGAGAAGCUUUGCUCUCAAACAGAUGAAGAAAAAUCAGAUUGUUGAAACCAGGCAGCAGCAGCAUAUCAUGAGUGAGAAGGAGAUCAUGGAGGAGUCUGACUCCCACUUCAUUGUCAAGCUGUUCAAGACCUUCAAGGAUAAGAAGUAUCUGUAUAUGCUCAUGGAGUCUUGUCUAGGAGGAGAACUAUGGACUAUUCUCAGGGAUCGAGGAAACUUUGACGAUCCUACAACAAGAUUCUACACUUCAUGUGUCGUAGAGGCAUUCGACUACCUUCAUAGUCGAGGCAUCAUCUACAGAGACUUGAAACCUGAGAACCUUCUCCUAGAUGCCGAAGGAUAUGUUAAACUUGUAGAUUUCGGGUUCGCUAAGAAACUCCAGGUUGGUCGUAAGACCUGGACGUUCUGUGGAACUCCUGAGUAUGUUGCUCCUGAGGUAAUCUUGAACAAGGGACACGAUAUCUCAGCAGAUUACUGGUCCCUGGGAGUUCUCAUGUUUGAACUCCUCACAGGAACACCUCCCUUCACUGGAACGGAUCCUAUGAAGACCUACAAUAUCAUCCUCAAGGGGAUUGACGCGAUAGAGUUCCCCAGGAACAUCAGCGCUAGGGCGAAGGAGCUUAUCAAGAAGCUGUGCAGGUAAGAUCUAUAUUAUGUCUAGU
Molecule: messenger RNA, 1861 nt
Organism: Eurytemora carolleeae
Lineage: Eukaryota; Metazoa; Arthropoda; Copepoda; Calanoida; Temoridae
Product: cGMP-dependent protein kinase, isozyme 2 forms cD4/T1/T3A/T3B
Biological process (GO): protein phosphorylation
Molecular function (GO): ATP binding; cGMP-dependent protein kinase activity
Source: RefSeq, a predicted model, not a curated record